Molecule: messenger RNA, 1317 nt
Organism: Lottia gigantea (owl limpet)
Lineage: Eukaryota; Metazoa; Mollusca; Gastropoda; Lottiidae
Exons: 3
Coding region: 1-1317 (438 amino acids)
Source: RefSeq, a predicted model, not a curated record
AUGCUCCCCAACUACAACAACCACUGGCAAGAAGCCAGACAUAGAAACACUAAUCGUCAACCAAACCAAUAUCACGUACCCUACAACGGCCCUGUCUUCCAUCGACCUCUACCACCUACCAAUCGCCGACCACCAACCAACCCAUCCAGCUAUAUCCCACCCCAUCGCCGACCUACCUACAACACAGCCUACCAAUCAAGAGGUAACCAUCGACCUGACCAACAACAGAAACGACUACCAGCCCACCGACGCCAACCAGUCCCCACUACUCAUAAGGAGGAAGAACCCUUUGUGAAAGGGUUCUUCCAAGUUUUGCAGUGCCUCCAUCAUUUGGCAAUCCUUACCCUUCAACAGCAAGGCCAACCAGCGUUUACCUUCAAACGCAAAGUCUCUGAGUUGGAUAGUUUUAUCCGUCCAGCAAUAAAAACAUCAGCUGUCGACGCGAAUAUUAGAUCCCUCAAUCGGACAUGGCUCUGUAAGGUUACGCAGGUCCUGAUCGACCAUUACCAAACCACACUUCAAGAGAAGCUGACCACCAUUCGUACCAAGUCUUUAUCAUCACCUGCCGUCGACCGCAUCGUUUCUCAUGCCCUGUCCUGGGCCCGUCGCUCCCAUGGGAAACGUCUCACUCAAGCUGUAAUCUCCAAAUUCUACCAAACAAUCAACGAAACAAAAACCAGAGUAACCAUAUCUCUACCAACUGAAAUGGACACUACACCUGCACCAUCUAGAGCCACCACGCUGCCGAACCAAACCCCUAAACGAGCCCGAAGUUCAUCUACUCCUAGUCCAGCAGACAUAGACUCGUCUUCCCCUUCCACACCAUCUGAAUCUUCACCACGUAAUCCAGGAUCCGCCAACCUUUCUUCCUUCUGUGCGUUUUUGGACCAGCAAACCACCCCUCAGUCUCCAUCCAAGUCGAGACGUGUAUCCAGACCUUCCCCCCCUCGAACCAGAUCCCAGUCCGUUCCCAAUGCUACAAUUCUAACAACUACCAAACCAGUACCAAUCACACCGUCGACGACCGUUAUAUCCGCUACCAAACCGUAUUAUCACCAAACCAAGGACAAAUCAUUAUGGAAGCUACCUGCUCUAAAGAAAUCUACCUUAAUAAUUGGAUCAUCUAACCUGAAUCGAAUUACCAAAACCAGUUCAGACACCGAAAUACAUUCUUACCCCGGUGCCCAAAUCCAUCACAUACAGUCAAUCCUGGAAUCAUACGACCAUGAUCCCAAACCUACUACCAUUAUUCUUCAUAUCAGAAUAAGAACAGAAGAAAACCCAAUAUCAAGACCCUUAAUCCUAAUUUCUAAAUAA